AUGGCGGAAUUCGUUCGCGCGCAGAUCUUUGGAACGACGUUUGAGAUAACGUCGAGAUACUCCGACCUCCAGCCUGUGGGCAUGGGAGCUUUUGGACUCGUUUGCUCUGCCAGAGAUCAGCUCACCAACCAAAAUGUCGCCGUCAAGAAGAUUAUGAAGCCCUUCAGCACUCCCGUCCUUGCCAAGCGUACCUACCGUGAGCUCAAACUUCUCAAGCACCUCCGACAUGAGAAUGUCAUUUCUCUGAGCGACAUUUUCAUUUCUCCCCUCGAAGACAUCUAUUUCGUCACCGAGCUCCUAGGAACCGAUCUUCACAGACUUCUCACAUCGAGACCACUCGAGAAGCAAUUCAUCCAAUACUUUUUGUACCAGAUCAUGCGCGGUCUCAAAUACGUCCACUCGGCCGGCGUCGUUCAUCGUGACCUGAAACCUAGCAACAUCCUCGUCAACGAAAACUGCGAUCUGAAGAUUUGCGACUUUGGCCUCGCUCGAAUCCAGGACCCUCAGAUGACGGGCUAUGUUUCCACCCGAUACUACCGCGCUCCCGAGAUUAUGCUCACAUGGCAAAAAUAUGACAUCGAGGUCGAUAUUUGGAGCGCAGGCUGCAUCUUCGCCGAGAUGCUUGACGGCAAGCCGCUGUUCCCUGGCAAGGAUCACGUCAAUCAGUUUUCCAUUAUUACGGAACUCCUUGGAACACCUCCCGAUGAUGUCAUCAACACCAUUGCCAGUGAAAAUACUCUACGAUUUGUCAAGUCGCUCCCUAAGCGCGAACGCCAGCCUCUCCGUAACAAGUUUAAGAACGCGGACGAUUCUGCGAUCGACCUGAUGGAGCGCAUGCUUGUCUUUGACCCGAAGAAGCGAAUCACGGCCGCCGAGGCGCUUUCGCAUGAUUACCUUGCUCCUUACCACGAUCCCACUGAUGAGCCCGUGGCGGAGGAGAAGUUUGAUUGGAGUUUCAACGAUGCUGAUCUUCCUGUAGAUACCUGGAAGAUUAUGAUGUACUCUGAGAUCCUCGACUACCACAAUGUCGAGGCCGGCGCAUCCGGCCUCGACGAGGGCGCCAUUCCUCCACAAUAG
This is a messenger RNA of Akanthomyces muscarius, 1077 nucleotides long. RefSeq lists its product as uncharacterized. Lineage: Eukaryota; Fungi; Ascomycota; Sordariomycetes; Hypocreales; Cordycipitaceae. Gene Ontology annotation, cellular component: nucleus; cytoplasm. Gene Ontology annotation, molecular function: MAP kinase activity; ATP binding. Gene Ontology annotation, biological process: osmosensory signaling pathway; protein phosphorylation; cellular response to oxidative stress. The record is from RefSeq and is a predicted model, not a curated record. The coding region runs from base 1 to 1077 and encodes 358 amino acids. The transcript has 9 exons.